AAAGUGCUGGCCGGAGUGACGGAUGCUCAAAAGUUCCGAAGUUUUCCCCAUGCUUCCUUAAGCGGCCGGCGCGCGAGCCUGAAAAAAGCGGACGCGGGCCCGGGACGGCGCCGGCGCCCCUCCCCCGGCGCCCGGCUCGCUCGCCUCGGCCGCAGGCCGCGGGUCGCCGCGUCCCCGGGAAAGGCGCAGGGCGGGCGGCGAGAAGGGGCGCCUUUGCGGUCUGAGUUUUGGCGUGUCCUCCCCGCCCGCGCCUGGGAGUUCCCGCGCGAGUUCCUCCGGCCGUCGCUGCGUCCUCCCCGGCUCCCGCCUCUCGCAGCGCCCUCCUCGGCGGCCCGGAGCGAGCGGGGAGGCCGGCCGGGCGGCCCGGGGCCCGAGCGGGCGGCGGCGGCGGCGGCGGCCAUGCAGGCGCGCUACUCCGUGUCCAGCCCCAACUCCCUGGGAGUGGUGCCCUAUCUCGGCGGCGAGCAGAGCUACUACCGCGCGGCGGCGGCGGCGGCCGGGGGCGGCUACGCGGCCAUGCCGGCGCCCAUGAGCGUGUACUCGCACCCGGCGCACGCCGAGCAGUACCCGGGCGGCAUGGCGCGCGCCUACGGGCCUUAUACGCCGCAGCCGCAGCCCAAGGACAUGGUGAAACCGCCCUACAGCUACAUUGCGCUCAUCACCAUGGCCAUUCAGAACGCCCCGGACAAGAAGAUCACCCUGAACGGCAUCUACCAGUUCAUCAUGGACCGCUUCCCCUUCUACCGGGAUAACAAGCAGGGCUGGCAGAACAGCAUCCGCCACAACCUCUCGCUCAACGAGUGCUUCGUCAAGGUGCCCCGCGACGACAAGAAGCCCGGCAAGGGCAGCUACUGGACCCUGGACCCCGACUCCUACAACAUGUUCGAGAACGGCAGCUUCCUGCGGCGGCGGCGGCGCUUCAAGAAGAAGGACGCGGUGAAGGACAAGGAGGAGAAGGACCGGCUGCACCUCAAGGAGCCGCCGCCGCCCGCGCCUGGCCGCCAGGCGCCCCCCGCGCCGCCGGAGCAGGCCGAGGCUGGCGCGCCCGGCCCGCAGCCGCCGCCCGUGCGCGUGCAGGACAUCAAGACCGAGAACGGUACGUGCUCCUCGCCGCCCCAGCCCCUGUCCCCGGCUGCCGCAGCCGCUGCCGCCGCCGUGCCCAAGAUCGAGAGCCCCGACAGCAGCAGCAGCAGCCUGUCCAGCGGGAGCAGCCCCCGCGGCGGCCUGCCGUCGGCGCGCCCGCUCAGCCUGGAUGGCGCCGAGCACCCACCGUCCGCGCCGCCCGCGCAGCCCCCGCCACCGCCGCCGCACCAUGGCCAGGGCUUCAGCGUGGACAACAUCAUGACGUCGCUGCGGGGGUCGCCGCAGGGCCCGGCGGCCGAGCUGGGCUCCAGCCUCCUGGCCGCCGCCGCGUCCGCGCGCCCCGGCCUCGCGCCCCCGCUCGCGCUGGGUGCCUACUCGCCGGGCCCGAGCUCUCUCUACAGCUCCCCUUGCAGCCAGGGCUCCAGCGCGGGCAGCUCGGGCGGAGGUGCAGGCGGCGGGGGCGCGGGCGGUGGGGGUGCGGGCGGCGGGGGCGCGGGGGGCGCCGGGACCUAUCACUGCAACAUGCAGGCCAUGAGCCUGUACGCGGCCGGCGAGCGCGGCGGCCACUUGCAGGGCGCGCCCGGGGGCGCGGGCGGCUCCGCGGUGGACGACCCCCUGCCCGACUACUCUCUGCCCCCGGUCACCAGCAGCAGCUCCUCGUCCCUGAGUCACGGCGGCGGCGGGGGCAGCCAGGAGACUGGCCACCACCCUGCGGCUCACCAAGGCCGCCUCACCUCGUGGUACCUGAACCAGGCAGCAGGAGACCUGGGCCAUUUGGCGAGCGCCGCGGCGGCGGCGGCUGCCGCAGGCUACCCCGGGCAGCAGCAGAACUUCCACUCGGUGCGGGAGAUGUUCGAGUCGCAGAGGAUCGCCUUGAACAACUCGCCGGUGAACGGGAAUAGUAGCUGUCAGAUGGCCUUCCCUUCCAGCCAGUCUCUGUACCGCACGUCCGGGGCUUUCGUCUACGACUGCAGCAAGUUUUGACACACCCCUCUGCCCAGCAGGCCCCAUACCGGACCGAAUCGAACCCCCAAGCAGUAACGGCCCAAAGAACCUACCGAUGCAAAAUCGAAACCAAAAAAAAUCUGAUUGAAAAAAAAAAAACAAAAAACUUGAAAAACAUUCUUCAUGCCAGCGAACUGAAUCUCUCCAAAAAUUCAA
Molecule: messenger RNA, 2244 nt
Organism: Choloepus didactylus (southern two-toed sloth)
Lineage: Eukaryota; Metazoa; Chordata; Mammalia; Pilosa; Megalonychidae
Gene: FOXC1
Product: forkhead box C1
Exons: 1
Coding region: 400-2067 (555 amino acids)
Biological process (GO): regulation of transcription by RNA polymerase II; anatomical structure morphogenesis; cell differentiation
Molecular function (GO): DNA-binding transcription factor activity, RNA polymerase II-specific; RNA polymerase II cis-regulatory region sequence-specific DNA binding
Source: RefSeq, a predicted model, not a curated record